Molecule: messenger RNA, 2493 nt
Organism: Symbiodinium natans
Lineage: Eukaryota; Dinophyceae; Suessiales; Symbiodiniaceae
Source: the annotation of a GenBank genome assembly
AUGGCCAAGGACGGGGCCGUCGAUGCGGGGGCUUUCGGAGCCAUUGUCGCUCCUGCUUCUCUGAGCCCGAGGAUCCGUGAGGCGCUUGGAAAGUGGUGCCGCGGGCGACAAUCGCUGACGCUUUAUGAGCCGUUGCCAGCGCUUGAGGAGCUGCACCAUGCUCUCCACUUGAGCCAGGAGGGCGCUGCCAUCUUCCAGUUGCUCUCUGCUUCGCUGGACCCGAUGGAUGAGAUGGAUGUGUGCACGUUGUGCACCUGCACCUCGCGAGAGGAGGGAUUGGACCCAUGUGCUGGAGAGACCUUGGAGGCACUGCGUCAGGUCUGCAACCAGCUGCAGAAGGAGCGAGGAUGCUGUCCAAUUCGAUGGCUCCCCCACCUCAGGACAACGUCUCUGCCCUGUUGCCGACGCUGGCGAGGGGCCAGUUUGCAGGCCUGGCAUCGGCGAGGUGCCGCGGCGCCGCCACCAAGGUUUACAUUCUGCGAGCUUUUUGCGGGCAUUGGCGGCUUCCGCCUCGGUCUGGAGGCAGCGGGUGGUCGCUGCGUCUUCGCCUGCGAAAUCAAGACAUCGGCGCGGCGGACGUACAUGCGAAACUUCGCAUCCGAUGGGGAGGCGGCUCCGCUCGGGGACGUUCGAUCCGUCUCCGCUGAGGACUUGCCUGCCUUUGAUCUCCUGGCUGCUGGCUUCCCUUGCCAGAGCUACACCUGCUACAAUCCCGAUGCAGCGGGACUCGAUUGUGCAAAGGGACAGCUUGUGUGGGAAGUCAAACGGUUGCUGAGUUCCUGUCGGCCGGCUGCCGCCUUGCUCGAGAAUGUACAAGGACUUGUCAAUCACAACUCUGGCAAAGAUUUUGCAGACAUCUUGGAGCAGCUGCGUGCAGUGGGAUACGCCGUGGGCUGGCGCAGCCUCGAUGCACGCAGAACGGUGCCGCAGAAGAGGCUUCGAGUUUACAUUGUUUGCAUCCGCCAAGACUUGCACGAUGCAUUCUUGGCAAGACGUCUCUCUGCGCCUUCAUCCGAAGAUGCCGGAGAUGUGCGAUUCGGCGGCGAGUCCACAGCUAUGGGGGAUGCUGUGAUGGAUUGGGCACAGUUCGAGGCGGCCGCGGCAAGGCAAAAGCCGAAGCAGUUCCACGAAAUACUGGAAGAGGAUGUUGACGCAGGUGCAUCGCUGAUGCAAGCUCAGUGGGAGAAGGUCGUAGCUGAAGAAGGAAGUGAGGAGUGCGCACUUCGCAAGCGGGUGCUCACACCAGAGGCAGGCUGGGCAGGGGCCCUGCGCUCGUCCUACCGCUGCGACUGGCGCCGGGCCUCGCAGUUUGUGGCCACAGUCGGAUUGCCGCGUUUCUUCACUCCGAGAGAGUGUGCCCGCUUGAUGGGAUUUCCGGAGAGCUACCAGAUCGACAGCGGCAACGGCUUCUAUAAGCAGAUUGGCAACGCGGUCGGCCUUGGGCGGGACAGGGACAGGGGGAAAAGGAAGCUGCAAUCUUUAAGUUUGAAGAAGGAGUCAUGCCGCAGUGCCGUGGUGGUUUUUACGUGGAGCGUCACCCUCACCCGUGGCUGGUUGGGUAGAUGUGAUGCGGAUGUGCUGAUACUUUGUGACUUUGGCCGGGUGCAGCAGUGCAGCUCACGUCGCGAUUCCAGCGACGACCCCAUGGAUGCAAAGGUGGUCGGGCUACCCGUGGAAGAAGCGCAGGAGGGUGGCAAGACUCCGCGACUGCAGGGAUCCAGAAAUAUCGAGAACGCAGGUGUGGAUCCUGGUGCUUUCCGGGAGGUCUCGGAGACCUUGCUUCUGGCCCGGCCCCGAGGUGUGCGGCGUUCUGUCGCCGAUGACCAUAUCGUGUUCGCAUUCGACAAGGACAUGGUUUGCAGUGAAGGCGACGUUGCGCUGGCUGAGCAAAUCUCUGUCUGCUUAGGCCUGGAUGCCGCCCGGCGUGCUGCGCCACAGCUUUGGACGGGCGAGCGGCCAGAGCUGCUGGAGCUCUUUCCAGAGCUGGCCUGGUUUCGGGACACGGUGUUCCUUUGGAAGAUGCUACUACUCCCUGCCUGCGAGUGUCCACCUGUUCAGAACUGGAAGGCAUCUGACUCAAUGCUUCGAUGGCAAUACAAGAAGGGCCGCUUUGAGGUGCAUGGCUUCGGCAGCACAAAGCUUACACCGCAGGCCUCCGCCGACCAUCCAGGGUUCUUUCAGGGAGUUCUGCGCUGGUUCGGGCAGUACGAGUCCGGCAAGAAGAGCCUCAGCCGGGCCAGCGCCGCUGUGCUGGCCGGCUCGGCCAAGGCGCUGGAGAGCGAGGACGAUAUCCUCUUCCUUGAGAACGUGCCUACCUUCAAUGGGGCUUUGGGCGCCCAGGACAGCGAGCUGCUUCUGACAUACCUCACAGCGCCGUACCUGAGAAUACCACUACUGCUCACCUUCUUCACGGAUCGGCAUCGUGUGUCUGCACUCCGUGAGCCGCAGCUCCAGGCGUGCUGCGGGCAGUAUCCGGUAGCAAUCGAGGUUUAG